CCCGAGCUGAGAGGUGCUUGCGAAACUGCAGGCGGCGGCGGCGGCGGCGACAGCGAAAGCGAAGGAAAAAUCUCAAGCUGGAGCCGGGGCCCCAGAAUCCUGGCCAUCCACUUAGAACUUUUACAGGUCGCGCCGUGAGGGCUCCGCUCCGCCCCCUUUGCUCCCAAGUCCUCACGCAGAACAGGGCUUUGCCUUUCCCGCCGCAGGAAGGGAAAAUAGGGGAGUUGCAAGCAGCAGCAGGUGCAGAAAGACGGGGGUCUCUUGCUUCCUAGAAUCGUGACUGGUGCAAUUCUUUUCCUCUUCCAAUUUAACGCAGGAGAGACGCUGUCUCCAGAUUUCUGAACUCAGACGCUUCCUGAAGCUUGAAAGUGGAGGAAUUCAGGGGCAGACAGCAGCACAUCUUGAAGUGUUUAUCUUCUGAGCAGCAAGCCCUGCUUCCAAAAAGAGUUCUGCCAAGAAAGAGCCUUCUGCCCUCUUGUCUGACUUAAGCUGGACCCUGAGCCUCAAGGGCCUGCCUCAAGACUCUCCUGCAAAGGGGGUGUGUGUACAAAGAGGAGGACUUUACCGCCUACCUGCAAAAUGGACAACGUCCUUCCGAUGGACGCAGACCUCUUCCCAAACAUCUCCACUAACACCUCAGAGCCCAACCAGUUCGUGCAACCAGCCUGGCAAAUUGUCCUUUGGGCGACUGCCUACACGGUCAUCGUGGUGACCUCCGUGGUGGGCAACGUAGUGGUGAUGUGGAUCAUCUUGGCCCACAAGAGAAUGAGGACAGUGACCAACUAUUUCCUGGUGAACCUGGCCUUCGCAGAGGCCUCCAUGGCUGCAUUCAAUACAGUGGUGAACUUCACCUACGCUGUCCACAACGAGUGGUACUACGGCCUGUUCUACUGCAAGUUCCACAACUUCUUCCCCAUUGCUGCUGUCUUCGCCAGUAUCUACUCCAUGACGGCUGUGGCCUUCGAUAGGUACAUGGCCAUCAUCCAUCCCCUCCAGCCCCGGCUGUCAGCCACAGCCACAAAAGUGGUCAUCUGUGUCAUCUGGGUCCUGGCUCUCCUGCUGGCCUUCCCCCAGGGCUACUACUCAACCACAGAGACCAUGCCCAGCAGGGUCGUGUGCAUGAUCGAAUGGCCGGAGCAUCCCAACAAGAUUUACGAGAAAGUGUACCACAUCUGCGUGACUGUGCUGAUCUACUUCCUCCCCCUGCUGGUCAUCGGCUACGCGUACACCGUGGUGGGAAUCACGCUGUGGGCCAGCGAGAUCCCCGGAGACUCCUCGGACCGAUACCACGAGCAAGUGUCUGCCAAGCGCAAGGUGGUCAAAAUGAUGAUCGUCGUGGUUUGCACCUUUGCCAUCUGCUGGCUGCCCUUCCACAUCUUCUUCCUGCUGCCCUACAUCAACCCGGAUCUCUACCUGAAGAAGUUCAUCCAGCAGGUCUACCUGGCCAUCAUGUGGCUGGCCAUGAGCUCCACCAUGUACAACCCCAUCAUCUACUGCUGCCUCAAUGACAGGUUCCGCGUGGGCUUCAAGCACGCCUUCCGGUGCUGCCCCUUCAUCAGCGCCGGCGACUACGAGGGGCUGGAGAUGAAGUCCACCCGCUACCUCCAGACCCAGGGCAGCGUGUAUAAGGUCAGCCGUCUGGAGACCACCAUCUCCACAGUGGCGGGGGCCCACGAGGAGGAGCCGGAUGACGGCCCCAAGGCCACACCCAUGUCCCUGGACCUGACCUCCAACGGCUCCUCGCGCAGCGACUGCAAGACCAUGACAGAGAGCUUCAGCUUCUCCUCCAACGUGCUGUCCUAGGCCACAGGGCCCCCGUAGGUGCAGCACCCCCGCCUUUGUCCUGCUUCACUCCAUGCAUAGAUGCUUCCUCGAGAUGGAGACCAUCAGAAACACCCUAACAUCCGGGCUGUGGAAAGGCUCAGAGAACACAUUCCAUCCUAGAGCCUAAAAAUCUGGAUUCCUCCCUGUCUUCACCACCUCCAUGCUGUGUGACUCAAACCACAUCACUGAGCUUUGCUGAGCCUGUAAAAUGAGAAAGUUGGACUAGAUUUUCCCUAAAGCCCAUUCCAUGACUCCAGAAGUGACUUUGCAUGUGGGUGCUCAUUUCGGGAUGAGUUGUGCAGCGCAGCCACAGACCCAAUGGACCCAUUUGUCUGGAGCCCUGUCUGACUUCAAUCCUGUUGCUCUCAGUCACACUCAGACAGCUCCCUGCGGCUGGUGGCUCACAUCACACCAGCCUUCACCUGACAGCGUAAACAAAAGAAGGCUGCGCAGAAGAUGUGAAUGAGAGAUUUAACCCUGUCUUCUAAGCAGAUGUGAAAAGAUGUUGAUUCGUCUGACCCUUUUUGACAUCUCAGUAUUUCAAUAUACUUAAACAUCGUGGGAUUGAGAGCCCAAGUUCUUCUGCAGUAUGUCCCCAGUGACAGUCCUGAGCAACCAAUGCAGGCAGAACAUGUCCACUGGUACCUGCUAAUGUCUGUUACAGACUGAAAAUCAGGAGACUUGCACCACACUUAAUCUGUCUGAGCCUCUUUCCUUAUUUGUAAACAAUGGAGCUGAACUAGAUAAUCAAAACAUCCUUUGGAAUAUUAACUUCCCAUGGUUCAAUGAUUGUAUGAGUUUUUUUGUUUGUUUGUUCCACCAAAAAGAUGGUGGUCUCAGAAACAAUAGGAGCAGUAAGUCUCAUGACUAAUCCCCAGUUCCUGGAGAUGUAGCCACUGCUAAGACCAUGUGUAACUAUCCAUCCAGACAUUAUCUGGUUUAUCCUAAAACUCUGAGUACCGUCCUUCUCCUGGAAGGUUUUGACCUUUGACAAUGUGGAGAACUUCAUGCCAAAGCCUGCAUCUCUCCAGCAGGCUUCAGCUGGCUGAUUUACAUAGCUGGAGAACACUGUCAAGGAGUACGAGCAUGUGGGCUUCCUGCUCUGGCCUUUUGGGUAUUUUAGGGCAGGGGCCCCAACCCAGAUUCUUAACUUUCUACUACCAUAAGGCUUGUGCUCAGACACGAAAUGAGCAAGGAUGCCGCACCCUGCAGCUUCCCACUUCUGGGAAGAGGGCGCGUUGCAUCUUCCUUUCAGAUCUCUGAAUCUCCCUUUCCUGCCCCAUGGCUUCGCUGGCCUCCUGUCUAUAAGAUAGAAUGACCCACAAACCCUAAAGGACAGUCAGUCUGAUGAGAGCCAUGAACUGAAUGCUCAGUUCCUAAUACAGCUUUGGAGAUUCUGGAAAGUGAGAAUGCAGUUUCCUUCUGUCUCUCAGAUCUGUGCUUUGUCCGGACAUGGGGAAACAGAAGCUUCGUGUAACAUCUGUCAGUAUCCUCCUCAUAGUUUGAAUAAUGGGUGCACAUGUGCUGCAUCCAUAGCAUUAAGGGGAGAAUAAUGCUACCCGCAGAGUUUGCAGCCUUUACCAGCCCUGCUGGCUCUAAUUCUACCAGGCCUGGGGGAAGAAUCAAUAGUAUAAGCCAGAAAACCUUAAGAACCGUAUUCUGCAAAGUAGCAUGGAAAGUAUUAAAUAAAUUAAGUAAAUCCAGCUCAAUGCAGAUCUAUGAAUGGAAGACAAAAUUCAGGGCAACAAAAGUCCAUGCUUAAACAUCAGUAAUACUUCCAAUAGAGAAUCAUGCCAUGUAUGGACUGUUCACUUCAGAAGGGUGUAAAGAACUGACAUGAUUAUGGGAAGCACCUAAGAAGAAAGUGUCAAGGAGUUGGGAACAUCCCACCUAUGGAAGAGAAGGUUAAGGUUGAAUCCAACAAGGUUUUAUUGGGCACUUGCUCUGGACUCCGCCCUGAGCUGGGGACACAGUUCCAUCAGCUCUGCAGAGCCCGCCAUGUUUGCUGUUGCUAACUCCCCAGUCCUAGUGGGUCUGGGCUGCCCAGAAAACCUGGAGGCAUCUGAGGAACAGAUUCUCCACUGGAUUCUAGAAACCCACACUCAACGCAGGUAAUCAAGCCAAAGGCUGGGACCUUUGGAGGGCCUUUGUUAUGAGAGUCCUCUAAGAUCAUUCCAAAGGGAGCCACCCAUCGGCCCCAGGGAACUAAAGGGAUGUGGUUGAACAGCAUCAUCACUGUGCCUACUAAAAGGGAACAUGCGAUGGCCUUGGGCAGUUUCCAGGACGGCAAAACAGCCCUCGGAGAGUGCCAGCAAGCCUUCCUCUGACCCACUCUCCAACGUCCAUUUGACUUAUAAAAAUGUCAUCAGCUCCCAUGUGUGAGGAACACCGUGAUUUGCACUGUGCAUGGGUCUCAUUCUUAUUAUAGAAAUGUGCCACCCUGUGUUUAUCUCCUACGUGUGUUUCCUUGGUGUACUGUCCAGUAGUAAAACAAUAUAAGACACCAGGGGGGGUGUCUGUGUUAUGUUACUUCCAAAAUGUGGGAUCCAAUUGCUGUCACUGUGAUACUUGUGCUGUGCCUGUCUCCUCCUCCUCCUCCUCAUUCUUUCUCAGGGAGGAGCUCCCGUGUACAUCAUGGACUCACCGUCCAUGGACCAUAGUAAUUGAGGGGUGGAGAGGGGGACCUUUAGGGGAAGAACUGGAGACUGAGGGUCCUUAUCCUCCUUGCCCCUCUCCCCCUAGAAGGCUGAGAUGUAAGGACUGAAUGGAACCCUGUGGAAAGGGGAAUCAGGCACUGACCUCACUGGCCUGAUUUCCAUGCAGACGGGUAUAAGUGGAGAGGGAUCAUUCCUGAAGUUUCCAUGUUUUCCAGCCUGGGAUCCUGGAAAGAAUGUCU
Molecule: messenger RNA, 4720 nt
Organism: Microcebus murinus (gray mouse lemur)
Lineage: Eukaryota; Metazoa; Chordata; Mammalia; Primates; Cheirogaleidae
Gene: TACR1
Product: tachykinin receptor 1
Biological process (GO): G protein-coupled receptor signaling pathway; positive regulation of flagellated sperm motility
Cellular component (GO): plasma membrane; sperm midpiece
Molecular function (GO): substance P receptor activity
Source: RefSeq, a predicted model, not a curated record